GUUUAAUCCUCUUGCUUUUUGACGGACACCUGUCCUUUUAAUAUUGUAACCCAACCACGACGAUAUCGAGACACGUUUACCACCGCGAUAGCGCGAUAUCGUCAAUAUCGUUACAUCCCUAUGUAACACACAACAAAAUGGACAACGUAACCAUUAAUGUGUUAGACAGCAAAGGUAAUGUUGUCAUGCUAACAGUUUCCAAUGACAUCGCUGAAAGGAUGAAGAAUGAUCAAAUGUUCCAUUCUUCUGUCAUGGAGCAAGUAUCAGCUGUUGAAACAAAAGCUCUCCUCAGUGGCCCAGCUUGUGCUGCAAAGCUCCUCCAACCUCCUAUUCCAUGUCUCACUACCUCCACUAGGUCGCUGGUACCCCUAAACCUCAGUUUUGUGAAACCACCAUCAACCAGCCAGUGCCCCAAUACUACAACUAGGCCCUCUGUACCACCUCCACCAUCAACCAGCCAGUACCCGAUUACUACCACUAGGCCCCCUGUACCACCUCCACCAUCAACCAGCCAGUACCUGAUUACUACCACUAGGCCCCCUGUAAUACUACUUACCUCCACUGUCAAGGACCCACCGCCUGCCACUCUGCAACCUGGUGCAGUGUGUGGAAACCCUUCAGCAUCCAUUCAACCUUCAUCCCCUCCUUCCAGUCAGACAGGCAUGAAUCUCAAGAAAUAACACAUCAAAUGACACUAUUUCUACUGGACCUUACAAAAACUCACCAGCAACUUUAUUUUAGGAACAAAAUGGCGUUCUAUAAAAAAAAUACAAAACUCAUUCUCACAAAAGGGCUACAACUUGUCAAGUGA
Messenger RNA from Xyrauchen texanus (razorback sucker), 811 nucleotides. Its product is annotated as mucin-7-like. The record is from RefSeq and is a predicted model, not a curated record. NCBI's taxonomy places the organism in Eukaryota, Metazoa, Chordata, Actinopteri, Cypriniformes, Catostomidae. The transcript has 4 exons. Bases 138 to 680 code for a protein of 180 amino acids.